AUGAGCGUCUUCAAAGAGAGGCUCCACUUAAACAAAUCACCCCAGCUACCAUUAUAUAAGGACAAGCCAUCCACACAGUCGACAACUGCUUUCGUUCCGCUAAGAGGAAGGCCCAAUCUGAAAAAAAUCAUGCUUCUUAAAGCGUUUGCCCUGUCGGUAGUGGUGUACUUAUUCUACCUCGUCAUCAGUUCCACUCCCUCCCCCAGAUUGCCAUUCAAAAGAAACUGGGCGUCUGCAAAAAAUGAAGUCCGUGACGUCUUUUUGGAGUCAUGGCAUGCCUACGAGGAUGCUGCCUACGGCAAAGAUAUAUACCACCCGGUAAAGGGAACGGGAGAGAACAUGGGCCCUAAACCCUUAGGGUGGAUCAUUGUCGACUCCUUGGACACAAUGUUGAUCAUGGAUACCAAGGAUGAGUUUGAAAGAGCAAAGAAAUGGGUGCGUGACGACUUGAAUUAUCAUUUCGACUAUAACGUCAAUGUAUUUGAGACCACCAUUCGUAUGCUUGGUGGUCUCUUGUCAGCAUUCCAUCUUUCUAAUAGUGACAUUUUCUUAGAUAGGGCUGCAGACUUGGCCAAUGCCCUCAUUGGGGGCUUCAAUUCGCCUUCUGGAUUACCUUAUUCUUCCGUGAAUUUGUACAGUGGGGAAGGGAUCAAAAACCAUGUGGAUAACGGUGCUUCAUCGACCGCAGAAGUUGCUACUUUGCAACUUGAGUUUAAGUACUUGGCCAAAUUGACUGGUGAAGACUUGUACUGGAAGAAAGCUGAGAAGAUCAUGAAGGUCUUGGACGCAAACCAGCCUAAAGAUGGACUUGUUCCUAUUUAUGUGAACCCUGACACUGGAAAAUACCAGGGUAGCUUGAUAAGAUUAGGAUCCCGUGGUGACUCCUACUAUGAGUACUUGUUGAAACAGUACUUACAAACUGAUCAAGAGGAGCCAAUCUACUGGAAGAUGUACAAGGAGUCCUUGGAAGGUGUGAAGAAGCACAUGACAAGAAAGUCUAAACCAAACGGCUUGACAUUUAUUGGUGAGCUUCCACGUGGAAUUGGCGGGAACCUUUCGCCGAAGAUGGAUCACCUUGUGUGCUUUUACGGUGGAUUGUUGGCUCUCGGAGCAACUGGUGGCAAGACUUUGAAAGAGGCAAAACUUCUGUCAAAUUGGGACGCCGACAAAGAGGCUGAUUUCAAAUUUGCCGAAGAAUUGACAUACACCUGCUACAAGAUGUACGCAGAUGUGGUCACUGGCUUGUCUCCAGAGAUUGUAGUCUUCAACGAGGAUGAGUCUAAAGACAGAGAUUUCUACAUCAAGCCAGCAGACACACACAACUUGCAGAGACCCGAGACUGUGGAGUCGAUCUACUAUUUAUACAAGCUUACCGGUGAUGAAAAGUACAGGAGAUGGGGGUAUGAGAUUUUCCAGAAUUUCGUGAAGCAUACCAAGGUGGUGAGCAAGAACGGGAAAACGACUUACAGUACACUCAAGGAUGUCACCAAUCUAACGCCCAACUUUGGAGACAACAUGGAAUCAUUCUGGCUCGCAGAGACCUUGAAGUAUUUGUAUUUAUUGUUUGACGACGAUAACAAGAUUCCGCUUGAUAAGUAUGUCUUCAACACCGAGGCGCACCCGUUCCCACGUUUCAAGAUGGGCACUUUAUUUAAGACGGGAUGGCAAAGAGCCUUUGACGACCCAAGAAACGCUGUUAGAUUCCCUGACGCUAUUGGUGCCACUGAGCAUACAGCAAGAAAGCAGGAGCCUCCCAUCGAUAAGAAAAACCCACCGAAGGCAGCACCCGCGGCGAAGAAGAUCGAUGAAGAGGUGAAAGAGGAAGUGAAGAAGAACCCACUGCUUAAAGAAGAGCCAGGAAAGCUCAAGAAGGCCGAACAAGAAGUGCUUCACGCUAUGAACAGCUGA
Messenger RNA from Candidozyma auris, 1908 nucleotides. It is a transcript of the gene MNS1, whose product is annotated as mannosyl-oligosaccharide 1,2-alpha-mannosidase. Gene Ontology annotation, molecular function: calcium ion binding; mannosyl-oligosaccharide 1,2-alpha-mannosidase activity. NCBI's taxonomy places the organism in Eukaryota, Fungi, Ascomycota, Pichiomycetes, Serinales, Metschnikowiaceae. The coding region runs from base 1 to 1908 and encodes 635 amino acids. The transcript has a single exon. The record is from RefSeq and is a predicted model, not a curated record. Gene Ontology annotation, cellular component: membrane; endoplasmic reticulum. Gene Ontology annotation, biological process: N-glycan processing; carbohydrate metabolic process.